Messenger RNA from Dichomitus squalens LYAD-421 SS1, 870 nucleotides. Its product is annotated as NAD(P)-binding protein. The record is from RefSeq and is a predicted model, not a curated record. The coding region runs from base 1 to 870 and encodes 289 amino acids. The transcript is spliced from 2 exons. Lineage: Eukaryota; Fungi; Basidiomycota; Agaricomycetes; Polyporales; Polyporaceae.
AUGGAAAUGCCCCCGUUCAUCCUCAUCGCACCCGCGACGCGCGGCCUGUCCCUCGCCCUCGCCCGCCACUACCUCCGCACCACCUCCCUCCCCGUCUUCGCCACCUACCGCCCUUCUCCGCCUGCGACCGACCGCCCGCGGACCGCAGACUCCGUCCGCGCGCACAUCCUCCACCCGCUCCCCUCCGUCGACCCCGCGCGCCUCCACCUCCUCCCGCUCGACCUCGCCUCCGAAGACAGCGUCGCGGCCGCGGCGGACGCGCUCGCCCGCGCGCUCGCGCAGCUCUCCGGGUCCUCCGCCGAGCCGUCCUUCCUCCGCGUCGCCGUCUUCCUCGCGGGCGUGCUCCACCCCGAGCGCCAGCCCGCGGACCUCGUGCUCGACGACGUGCUCGCGACCUUCCGCCUGAACGUCGUCUCGCACCUCCUCGCCAUCAAGCACUUCUCGCGCUUCCUCCCGCCCGCCGCGCGCGCGCUACAGACCUCCACCUCCACCUCCGCGCCCGCGGGCGCAGCAGAGCAGCAGCGCCCGCUCGUCGCGAAGUGGGCGCACGUCUCCGCGCGCGUGGGCUCGAUCUCCGACAAUCGCCUCGGGGGCUGGUACUCGUACCGCGCGUCCAAGGCGGCGCUGAACCAGGUCGUCCGCACGUUCGACCUGCACCUCCAGGCGCGGAGGCUGCCCGCGGUCGCCGUGGGCCUGCACCCGGGGACGGUCAAGACGGAUCUGAGCAGGGACUUCUGGAAGGGCGUGAGCCCCGAGAAGCUCUUCGCGCCCGAGUACGCGGCUGCGCGGCUCGCGGAGGUCGUGGAGGGGCUGCGCGAGGACCAGAGAGGGAGGAUCUGGGAUUGGAAGGGGGAGGAGGUCAAACCUUGA